AUGAGUGAUUGGGAUGCUGAUGACAAGCCAAAAAACAUUGCCAAUACAUGGGAUGAUGAAGAAGAGGUCCCAGAUGCGUGGGAUGCGGACGAAAAGCCUAAAGGUGCAAAGCCUGAGUUAUCUGCUCCACCUAAAAUGUCUGUGAAGGCAAAAAUUGCGGCAAAGACUGAGAAGAAGAAUAAAAUGAUUGCGGAGUUACAGAAGAAACAGAGGGACGAUGAGGCCAAACAGCUUAGUGAAUUGGAACGUGAGGAACUAAGCAAACAACAGGAGUGUAAUCUUAUAAUGGAUUCCUUUGGUGUUUCAGACGCUGCGGCGGGGCAGGCGGCUGAGCUAGAUUUUAGUAAGGUCUCAACCAAACAGGACUUCAUUGAUUUGUCAGGCAAACUGGUGGAGAAGUUUAAAAGGCUCGAGACUUCUCCUCACUACUCCAACUUUGCUGAAGGUUUUAUUCGGCAAAUUUCGCUUCAAAUGGACCUGGACAACUUGAAGGAACUAUCCUUAUCAAUUAAUGCUUUGGUGACCGAAAAGCAGAAGCUUAACAAGAGCAAAACUAAAAAGAAGGGGGUGAGGACAAAGCUUGUUGUGGAACGGAGUAUGAAUGACUACGAUUAUGACGAUGGAAACGAUGAUGACUAUGACGACUUUCUAUAA
This is a messenger RNA of Echinococcus granulosus, 654 nucleotides long. Its product is annotated as Eukaryotic translation initiation factor 3 subunit J. NCBI's taxonomy places the organism in Eukaryota, Metazoa, Platyhelminthes, Cestoda, Cyclophyllidea, Taeniidae. Gene Ontology annotation, molecular function: translation initiation factor activity. The transcript is spliced from 6 exons. The coding region runs from base 1 to 654 and encodes 217 amino acids. Gene Ontology annotation, cellular component: cytoplasm; eukaryotic translation initiation factor 3 complex. The record is from RefSeq and is a predicted model, not a curated record.